UAUUUCCCUCCCUGCCACACUCCUCGUCCCCACCCACUCUCUGACAGUUAACUGUAUAAAUAUCCUACUCUCAGCAUUGCUGGUAUUCAGACACUGACCUGCACUGACCAGGGAUACUCAGGUGGGAAGAGUCCAGCUAAAGAAAGAAAGAAAAUAUAUCAAGUGAAGAAACUCUGUACUGAACGGAGGAGGAUAAACAGUUGCAUCCCUGCAAAGUUCCCCAAACCAGAAGUUCAUCGAUUACCCUCCACAAUGUGGCUCCAGAUGUCUCUCCUUUGUCUGUCCUGCUUAACUUUGUCCAGCCAAAGCCAGGCCCAAGAUCGAGCUUCCCUCCGCCGCUCCAAUGACCACGCCGGGCGCUGCCACUACACCUUCACCGUGGCCAGUCCAGAGGAGUCCAGCUGCUCCGGAAGCAGCAUGAAACCAGAGAAGGAUGGAGUCUUGUCUCGGCUCACUCUGCUGGAGGCUUUGGUCAGCCGGCUCAUAGCAGGAGUGGACGGAAGCGUCGGGACUGGGGUCCAAGCUAACGGUGAAGAGGGUCUCCAGGAGGCUUACUCCCACGUUACAGGGGAAAGAAACCAGCUGCAGCAGGACAAGGAGCGUCUGAACAGGCAGGUCCAGGAGCUGCAGAGGAGGCUGGCCGAGCUGACUCAGGAGGCAGAGACCCUCCGGCAGAAACCCUGCCAGCAGACACACACCUCAGGGGGGACUCAGCGUGAAAACAGACCACCUGCCAGUGACACUGCAUAUGAGUUUGGGAAUGGUGCGUACCAGGAGAUGAAGGCUGAGGUAACAGAGGUUCCAGCAUCCCACCUCAUUCCUGAAAGAAAUCACAACUUCACAGGUUGUGGAGAGCUGCAGUCAGUGGGAGAUCCUGUGCUGCACAGAAAGGCUGACAGUAUCACAGGGAAGUAUGGAGUGUGGAUGCAGGAUCCCGAGCCUCAGGGCCCUAAUUACACCAACAAGACUGUGUGGCGUAUUGACACAGUGGGUAAAGAUGUCCGUCAGCUCUUUGCAUAUGAAGACAUGGAUCAAUUCUCCCGUGGCUUCCCUAUGAAGGUCCUGGUCCUACCAGAGCCUGUGGAGAGCACAGGGGCAACCAUAUACCGCGGCUCCCUCUACUACCAGCGCAGACGCAGCCGUACCCUGAUCCGUUUCGACCUGGCCUCUGAGAGUCUGGCAUCACGCCUGGACCUGCCUCACGCUGGCUUCCACGGCCAGCAUCCUUACUCCUGGGGCGGCUACACUGACAUCGACCUGGCGGUGGACGAACAGGGCCUGUGGGCUAUCUACAGCACAAGCAAGGCAAAGGGUGCAAUCGUGAUUUCCCAGCUGGAUCCUGAGAGACUGGAGGUGAAGAAAAGCUGGGAGACCAAUAUCAGGAAGAACACAGUGGCCAAUGCUUUCAUGGUAUGUGGACGUCUGUACACGGUGGCCAGCUACACUGCACCCAACACCACCAUCAACUACGUGUUUGACACGGCCACCGGCGUGGGGCGGGCUGUUGCUGUGCCCUUCAAGAACAAGUACCGUUACAAUAGCAUGGUGGACUACAACCACGCCCAGAGGAAGCUGUACGCUUGGGACAACUUCCACAUGGUCAACUAUGACAUCACACUGGGCAGGGCCAGCCAUGGCAGCAGCUAAAGGGGACACAGACAGAGAGAAACUGCUGUUUACAGGACUGUGCUGAAGAGCAAGUGAAUGAGAUCAAACAUAUAAUCACUUGCAUUGCACUGAGGUUAUGGCAAGGCUUGGUAAUCAAUGUGUUUUUGCAUCAUUAAAAUCUAUUUUUUCUAUUACUACUGUAAAUAUGAUCUAUUAUAGCAACAGAAAUAUAUUCAGAAAGUAGAUUAAUGUAGCUAUGAUAGAGCCCCUGAUGAUCUCAGUGAUCAUGACAAACAGUUAUCAUGGUUUAAAAUUGUGAAAUAUUUUUGUUAUCUGUUAAUAAAUGUUCAUGUUAUUUAAGUUCUCAACAAAAACCAUCUAUAAAAUGAGACACUAGCUAGUUUGUGUCAUAAUUUGGUAUGCAAGUUAAUUUCAAACUAAUGAACAGAUAUUUUGUGCUACCAGUUAUUGUCCUUGAUAAUGGGGACAUGGGUGAUGUGUAUGGUGAGUAUGGAUAGUGUAGCAAGGCACACUGUAUGGAGGGACACACAGACGACAGCUAUCUAAUUCUGGAAUUUGUUUGAUUGUUUGUUACCAAAACACAGAAUUUCUCCAAAACAUUGUUUCUCAGUGCUCAUCAUCUUGAAUGAAUUGAAAUGAAUGAAUUAAGUGUUUCAUUAAAUAUGCACAUGCAAGUCUUAAUAAACUAGGCUAACUGAUAAAACUGUUUGGGCAAUUUGGAUACUGCGAUUAAGGCUUUACAACAAUUGUAACAUUUGUGUACACUCCACUAUUACAGAUGUGUUUAGUGUGUGUAUAAUAUCUUCUCUACAUGCAGUGAGAUUCCUGUUGUAUGCUUGUAUAUGUAUUAAAUGUAUUAAAUAUGUAUAAAAUG
Molecule: messenger RNA, 2503 nt
Organism: Siniperca chuatsi (mandarin fish)
Lineage: Eukaryota; Metazoa; Chordata; Actinopteri; Centrarchiformes; Sinipercidae
Product: myocilin-like
Exons: 3
Coding region: 253-1647 (464 amino acids)
Biological process (GO): osteoblast differentiation; signal transduction
Cellular component (GO): Golgi apparatus
Source: RefSeq, a predicted model, not a curated record